CCCUGAUAUGAAGGGUACGGUUACCGGCCUGCUGAUCCGUGCACCAGGAAUAAAGGACGCGAGUCCUUGAGCUGAAAGAAGAAGAUGGCCAGAUCGUCGAGCUUAUGUCCCGCCAUUUCUACAUGAUCGACUACGAUGACAGCCCCGGGGAAGGCAGCCACUUGACCAAUGCGAUGGAGAUCAAUCCCGCCGUCUACGCCAUAGCAGAUAAGUAUGAGGUUGAGGGGUCUCAAAGCCGUCGCUGUAGACAAAGUUGGCACAGCGAGUCCCACCAUUUCCACGAAGAACGUGAAUCCGUUUGGUGCGAUCCGCUUGGCGUACGAAACCACUCCAUCCUCCGACUGCGGUCGCCGCGACCUGUGCGUGGAUCUCUGGGUCAUGGGGACGUCGACCACCAUGUCCGUUUGUCGGAGAGGCGCGGGUCAAGGAGCUUCUCCAGGGUGUGCCGGAGUUUGCCACUGAUUGUGCAGUCAGGAUGGGCAAGCUCCUAUCCGAGGGUAAGUUCCUGGGCAACCAUUGUUCCCAUCAUCAGACCGAUCACAGUCCCGCUUCUUUGUGGAGUCGACACCGGGCAAUGGCUUGCAAGCUAUACGCGGGUGGGGAGCAUAGCGUUCGUGUUGCGUGGACGCCAACAUGCUUCUGGAAGAAGUGGGUUAGCAGGGACUCUGAGUGGCAGCAGUGACCAGGGAGCUUUCAGUCUUGCACUGCACGGCAGCGAAGAAGGGUGGGUACGCACCUCUGAUCCCAACGCGAAUGACAUGGGGCGGCUGGCCGCCGCAGUAUUGAAAGUGCGACGAGGAAUCAGAAGCUGCACCAGGGUAGGCAACCCUGGCCACUGCAGCUUGUGGACUCCCUAGCGGUGUACUCUGGGUCUCCA
Molecule: messenger RNA, 877 nt
Organism: Baudoinia panamericana UAMH 10762
Lineage: Eukaryota; Fungi; Ascomycota; Dothideomycetes; Mycosphaerellales; Teratosphaeriaceae
Exons: 1
Coding region: 105-857 (250 amino acids)
Source: RefSeq, a predicted model, not a curated record